AUGUUGUUCGAAGGUCCACUUAGUAAAUGGACAAAUGUCAUACAAGGUUGGCAAUAUCGCUUUUUUGUUCUGGAUCCUACUCAAGGGAUGCUUAUCUAUUAUACAUCUAAAGAAAAUAUGGCCAAAGGCGAACGGCGUGGUGUAGUUUUAUUAAGAAGAGCCUUUUUAGGUAUUGACUCUGAAGAUGAUAGUACGUUUACAAUUCGAUCGCAUGGCAAAACAUUUCAUUUUCAAGCUCGUGAUGCCGAAGAACGACAAAAAUGGAUAUCGAAUUUAGAAGAGGCUAUAAGUUUAAAUAGUAUUAAUACGGAAAAAUUAUCUGUUUCAAAUACGUCAUUAUUUGAACGUAAAAUAUCAGAAGCUGAUGCAUAUUUACAAUUGCUAAUUGAUCAAGUUAAUGAACUUGAACAAAAAGGUAAUCAAGAAGAAGAUACAAAAGAACAAGAAUGUUCUCGACGUGUUAUUGCGUCGGCGAAAAGAUUAAUUGAAGCUGUGAAGUAUUCUAUUGUUUCACUACAAUUGGCAAAAGUUCACAUGGAUCCACAUAGUGAUGUUACAGCAGCUGUUGAUUAUCAAGCUGUAUUAUCACAUAUGAAUAUUCAUAAAGAUAAAAUACUUCAUCAUAAUGAAGCAUCGGCCAAUUUUAUUCAGUCGAGUGUUAGUGGUCAAUCUUUUGAUCGUAAUGAUCCAGAUAACACUUCGAUUGGAUCUUUAGAUUUUCGUACAGCUGUUAACGCUGUUCGCAAAAACUUUCCAGUGUCAUCGUAUUCAAGUAGUGACGAUGAUGGUGAUUUUUAUGAUGCUGGUGAAACCAUGGAGAUAUCACCUUCAGCGACAGCAAUCAGUGUCGAACAGACAGAGUCAACAGACAGAAGCAACAAUGAUGUUUUAUCAAAAACAAAUGACAAAUCAUCAAAAAUAAAAAUGAAUGAAAAUCAGUCAGAUGGAACGAAUCGUUUGAAUAAUUCACAAAUUCCAUUUGAAAUUUAUGAAUCUGCUUAUGAAGAAGAACCAGAAGAAGAACUUGCGCCCAUCGACGGUACUAUUAUUUCCCAUUUAAUUUCUCAGGCCCGUAUUUCAAUGGAUUUAACUAAAAUAACAUUACCAACAUUUAUACUUGAACGACGUUCGUUUCUUGAAAUGCUUGCUGAUUUUCUUGCUCAUCCGGAUCAAUUUGUAAAUGUGACGGAUCAUCAAACACCGCGCGAUCGUUUUAUUCAAGUUGUUAAAUGGUAUCUAUCUGCGUUUCAUGCUGGUCGUAAAAGUGCUGUGCCAAAAAAACCAUAUAAUCCAAUACUCGGUGAAACAUUUCAGUGUUGUUAUGAUAUUGGUACAUCGCCAUCGUCUAGUAACACCUUAGCGAAAGACGGUCCUGUGCCAUGGUCAUCCGAUGGCAAUGUAACUUUUAUUGCUGAACAAACGUCUCAUCAUCCUCCAAUUGCCUCAUUUUAUGCUGAAUGUCCUGCAAAACAUAUACAAAUUGAUGGAUGUCUUUGGACAAAAUCAAAAUUUUUAGGCUUAUCAGUGGCUGUACAUAUGAUUGGUGAUGCUACAUUAACAUUAUUGGAUCAUGAUGAACAUUAUGUGAUGACAUUUCCCAGUGCAUAUGGACGAUCUAUUCUUGGUGUUCCAUGGUUUGAAAUGGGUGGAAAAGUAUCUAUCGACUGUGAAAAAACAGGUUACUCAGCGAAUAUAGAAUUUUUAACAAAACCAUUCUAUAAUGGCAAGAAACAUCAAAUCACUGGAACUUUAUUGGGACCAGAAAAAAAAGAAUUCUGUAAAAUUGACGGAGAAUGGAAUGGCAUAAUGUACGCAAAAUAUAGCGAUACAAAAAUUUCCGAUAUAUUUUUUGAUACGAAAUCAACUCCAGUUAUUAAGAAAAAUGUUCGGCCGCUCGUUGAACAAGAUGACUUCGAAAGUCGACGUUUAUGGAAAGAUGUAACGUUCUAUUUGAAAUCUAAACAAUUAGAUAAAGCAACUGAGUCAAAAUCAUUUCUUGAACAGCGACAGCGUGAAGGAGCUAAAGAACGUGCUGACAGAACAGUUAAAUGGCAAACAAAAUAUUUUAUGGAAUCGGGCGAACAAAAGUGGAGUUACGAAAAGAAAUUAAAUAAACGAUUAAAACAACAAUCGUGA
Rotaria socialis is the source of this 2136-nucleotide messenger RNA. The record is from the annotation of a GenBank genome assembly. NCBI's taxonomy places the organism in Eukaryota, Metazoa, Rotifera, Eurotatoria, Philodinida, Philodinidae.